Molecule: messenger RNA, 2572 nt
Organism: Scomber japonicus (chub mackerel)
Lineage: Eukaryota; Metazoa; Chordata; Actinopteri; Scombriformes; Scombridae
Product: ewing's tumor-associated antigen 1-like
Exons: 6
Coding region: 173-2158 (661 amino acids)
Source: RefSeq, a predicted model, not a curated record
AUCAAACAUGGAGGUUUUCCCUGAAUGAAUGAAUCACGAAAUGCAAAAAAAAAACACUACAAAAGUUUGGCUAAAAAGGGAAAAAACUAAACAAAAAGACACGAACAGACUGUGAAUGUAACGCGGUGAGUCAUCGCGCAUCGACGCACGCUGUUAGCACGUAAAGUGAAGCAUGUCUGAGCCGAGGACGCACGCUGCUGCUACUGCUGCUGCUGACUUCACCGAGCACUGGAGGACUGUCUCCAAAUACUGCCGCAGCAAAACAUUAGACAACAACAAAACAGCAAAGCAGGCGGGUGACACAACAGCAUCAGCCAUGUGUAAAGAUCUGCAGAGUCCUCAGCGCAGAGGCUUCAGCAGAUAUCCCUGCUUGGGUAAUGGAGAUUCUCCAGGUGAUGUGGAAGCUUCACAAGACAUUAUCUGGGAUCCCACAUCUCCCACUCAAGGGAAUACAGGGCUCAGGAACACCAGAGUUGUGGAAAUAUCGGAUAUUGUCAACCGCAUUGCUCCAAAGGAUGUGAAGUUAAAAGGGACUGAAUCACCUCUGCUGCAGUGGAUCGGUGACAGCGCCGUCCCGUGCACACCAGAGAUUCCUAAGCCCAGAGUCAGGAAGAAGUCCUCGAGGCAGAGCAGUGUUGAAGACCUCAAGAAACUGGCCAGGCAGUUUGAUGAGAACAUGCAACAAGACAAGGAGACUUCCAAACAGCUGAACACUAUCAACAAUAAUAUCCAUGAAUAUGUGACCAGUUCCAACACAAAGCGGACAGAGACAUCCUUCCAUAGCAAGGUGAACAGCCUAAAACCUCUAUCCUCAUCAGCUCAGGUGGAGGCAGAGCUGCACGCUUUGUUUGACAGCUCCACUCAAAGAAUCAGCGGUCGGCUAAGCCAGGGCUCUUCAAAAUCAGCCUGUUCACAGGAAAUAAACGACCAGCUCGCGACUUCAACUGUGGCUGAACCCCAGCGAUUAGAGCACAAGCCAGCUGACAAGUCUGGCUCAGCUGCACAUCCUGCUGGAGAAAAAGGAUCUUGUGGUUAUAGUGCGAGCAAUUGUGAUGACUUUGAUGACGACUGGGAGAAUGACGAUCUCCUUAAUGACUCUUUUGUGCUGGCAAUGACCCAGGAUCCUGACCAGCAACACAACACCAACCUUAAAGUGUCCUUGCAGUCUAUCACUAAGACAAACACUACACAGUGCGCCUCCGUUUGCAAGCCAACUGUAAGUAUAAACUCUUCACCUCAAGUUUCAAACCUGCACUCCAAGCCAAGCUGCAGUGGCCUCCAGGAAUUGUGUCCCAAACCAAAGACUACCAAUCGAAGCACUUUCAAGUUAGAGCCCAACCCUCACUUCCAGCCUAAGACUGCUGCCAAAGAGGUUUCCCAGUCCAGCUUCACUGUUAUACAACUUAAAUCACAGAUGUCUGAGCAAAAAUCUGCUACCACAAAAACACUGACUACCCCUCAGCUUGACAAAAUGACUAAUGAUCAGAGAGGGGCUUGUGUUGCUGCAGACUCUGUAAAAGAUAUUUCAGACAGCUUAUGGGAUGACGGGGAUGAUGACGCGCUGCUCUACCAGGUAUGUGACAACAUGGAGAGGAUCUCCAACAGUCAGCCAUUGCAUGAAAGCCCCAACAGCUGCCAAGAAAAACAAGAUAUUGCUGUAGAGAGACAGCGGAAAACCACGGUGCCUUUGCCAAUCGACACGGCCUGGUCUACGAGCGCCGGUGCCAGUGCUAACAGACAGUCACCAUGCACUUUUGUCCGUUCUAACUCAUUACCAGGGACUAGCUGUGAAACCGUGAACUACCAAGGAUGGAACAUUCCCAUGCAAGGUGCCAACAGCAAAUCGCGGAUGUCUCAGAGUCUCCCAGGAAGCCGUGUGAGUCUAGGCACGUUCAGCCUGCGUAGGGAUUCCUCUGGAACUUUCCAGACCAUGAAUGUGGAUGUGAAGCCUCAUACAGUGACCGCCAGGCCACUGCAGAACUCCAAGUCCCAACACACAGCCUUCAAGAGAAAUGUAUCUGACUCAGCAGUUCUACACAGUAAAGUUUUUGUCACCAGCCAGACGACGGGGAAAUGCUCCGCAGCCGAGAUUGAGAGGAAGAAACAGGAAGCCUUGGCUAAGAGGCGAAAGCGAAUGCAGAACACAUCAAAACCAUAAAGGAGAUUUUUUCCUCAUAUCUUAAUUAAGCUUAACAAAACUUAUCAUUCCGUACCAGUAGUUCAAACACCCUCUUUGCCAAGUGUGUUUGUGUAAUAGUUCAGUAUUAGAUUGCCAAGUUUUGGAGGAUAUACGUGACGCUCUGCACAGAAAAGACAAGUGAAAAAGAUAAGUUCAUUCUUAUCAGAGCUGCUUAACGUUUUUGCUGCUAAUCUAAAACACAUAUUUACGCAAAGCAAGUUUUUUACAUUGUUAGUUCCAAGUUUUGGACUGAGACAACAUUAAAAGAGAUUUACCUUUCACAUUUAGAUUUUUGAAAAAAUAUUUACAUCCACUGAGUUUUAAGUACUUCCAAAUGCUGACCAAUUCUGGUAACAGCUUUCUGUUGUUUUCCAGCAGCGUCAUUUGAGCUCU